Messenger RNA from Bombus huntii, 3676 nucleotides. RefSeq names its product unconventional myosin-XVIIIa-like. Bases 2048 to 3193 code for a protein of 381 amino acids. The transcript is spliced from 2 exons. Lineage: Eukaryota; Metazoa; Arthropoda; Insecta; Hymenoptera; Apidae. The record is from RefSeq and is a predicted model, not a curated record. Gene Ontology annotation, molecular function: RNA binding; RNA-directed RNA polymerase activity. Gene Ontology annotation, biological process: DNA-templated transcription; viral RNA genome replication.
CCGGUAGGGGAACCGGGCUGCCUGGCACGGCGGCGGCUCCAGCGGCGAGAUGCGGUGUGACAAUGGCCACACACCCGCUCCAUCAGUGGUGGUAUUAGGUACGCGGGCGAGGCCCCGUUGCGACGCUCACACCGAUUCUUGGGCCUCUCGAUCGCAGCCGGGACGGUCAUCGUUGGAGGUUUGGAGAGUCCGACACUACCACGCCGCUUUCCCCAGAAGCGGUCUGGCGUCCGUGCGGAUUUCCUCCACGUAAAUAUAAAAAAAAAAGAUUCUCUUUCGAUGUCUGAAGCGGCCAGCGCUGUGCCUCAGCGCACAUCACCCGGUCUACCGUAUAUUAGAACACGACCAGGCUGGAAAAAGGGGGAUGUUAUAGAACGUGAGUUGUGGGGUACCUUUCUGACGUAUGGAGGCGAGUCGAUGAUGGGGAAUUUGUACUUUCUCUUAAUUGAUAGUGUUGCAUUUGCUAGAAGUCACAUUGGAAAGCCUGGUGAAAAUAAGGAAUACCGCUUAUGGAUGUGAGAUGAUGAAGGGUGGAAUGAUGUGGCUUAAUAGCCAGCUAGAUCAGUUAAACUGCAUGUAUGGGCAGACUAAAAUAUUGAUGAUCGACUAUAAGUCUUUUGAUGCAAAGGUACCUGCGUGGUUAAUACGUGACGUUUUCAGUGUGGUAAUGGAGAAGUUCAAUUUAUCCGAUAGAGACCGGAUAUGCUUUAGGAAGUGCAUAAACUAUUUUAUAAAUACUCCGGUCCAAAAUUCUGAUGGUAGACGCUUUAAGAAGGAUCAUGGAAUUCUGUCCGGAUCAAUGUUUACCAAUAUUAUUAGAUGUCUCGUUAACAUGGUGGUGACGUGGUAUACCUUAGAGGUCGUCAUGGGGGAGUACCCAGCUAUGGACGUGUUUUUUGGAGAUGAUGGUAUAGCAUGCUUCCGCGGAUCAGUGUUAAUGGAUCUGGACAAGUACGCGGAGGUCGUACAGCACGUCUUUAGUAUGGUGAUUAAUUCGAAGAAAACAUGUUGGACUUCCAACCCCACGAAUGUGCACUUCCUGGGAUAUUUCAACUAUUACGGAACACCGUAUAAGAAUGUUGAGGAGUUAUUUCCGCAGCACCUCGUCGACGAAUGGGAAUACUGUAUAAGUAGGUCAUUGGGUUGCCUACUUGUGUCAGCUGGUACUAAUAUGGACGUUUUUAUGGCGUGUCAGGCUGUAUAUAAGAAAACCUGCUUAGCCGGGGCUGACGUAGAAAAGGGGAUAGAUUUAAUAAAGGAGAGUCCCUGGAGCCUAAGACAUCUAGUAACUAUGGGGGUAAAAGAUCUGGUCCUAUAGGAGAAUUUCUUCCACGACAUAACGCUAAGCGUUUCUUUCCCCAAUUGUUCAAAAUUCGCCAAAGGAGUGCAACUAUGGUGUGAAUGAUAUAAAUACCCAGUAAUGGAUGCCCGUACCUAUGUGGAAGGCCUAAAAAAGGCGCUGAAGAAUGAAUUUGGGAAUGUAGUAAGUGCCCAGCAACAUGAGGAUGAUCUUGAGCAACUGGUUGGACUUAAGAAGCAAUUGGAGAAGAAGUUAGCUGAUGCUUACGAAGAGGUCGAGGAACAACGUCAGGUUGUUGAACAAUGGAAACGACGCUUGCAAAAACCGAAUAGCGAGAUGCACGACUUGAGAUUACUGUUGGAAGAACAGACAGCUAGGAAUAAUCUUCUGGAAAAGAAACAGCGCAAAUUCGAUUCAGAAACUCAGAAUUUAAUGAAUGAUCUAUGACACGAGAAAGCGCAACGUAAAAGGUUAGCUAGAGAAAAAGAAAUCGCGAUCGCGGAGAGGUUUACCAUAGAACAGAACCUUAGUGACGCAAGAUUGGAAAUCGAAUUGAAGGAAGAAAGAUUGCGGACAUUGGACCAAGAGCUUGAGGAAUUAACAUUUGGUGGCAAAACGGAGGAGGACGCAGCACAACUGAAGAAAGCGAAGCAUGAGCUGGAGAAAAGAGUAAAGGAUCAGGAAGAAGAGUUGGACGACUUAGCUGGCCAGGUGCAGUUGCUCGAGUAGGCGAAAUUAAGGCUCAAGAUGAACAUCGAGCAACAACGCAAGGAAAUACGCAAAGAGAUGCAACAGAGGGACGAGGAGUUAGAAGACGUACGUGGUAACGCUCUGAAAAAGGUGAAAGUUCUAGAGUCGCAGUUGGAGAACGAGCGCGAAGAGAGGACGAUAUUGCUUCGAGAGAAGCAUGAAUUGGAAUGUCGUUUGGUAGCUAUCGAAGAACAGGAUCGUGCUGAACGUGCGGCAGAAACUGAUACCAUGCAUAGGCUAAAAAGAGAUUUGAAGAGAACCAAAGCAUUGCUAAGAGACGCUCAAACGAUGCUGGAGAGAUCGAAAGGUGACUCGACGGGUAAAGCAGCUUUACGACAGCUGAAGAACCAGUUAGAAGAUGCAGAAUGCGUUAGAGCAGUUGCAGUUAAAGCGAAACAGGCACUGGAGCAAGAACUGAAUGAGACGCAGGCUUCGUUGCAGGAAGCACUGCGGCAACGUUCCGAAGCAGAAGAUGGUGUUAAUGUAGCUAGUCGCGAACGAACUGAGCUACUGUCGCAAUUGGAAGAAAAUAAAGAAGAGUUGGCAGAAGUUUUGAAGAAGUAUCGGGCAGCUGUGCAGCAAGUGUCGGAGGAACGGAGAAUAGUGGCAAGAUACGUGGUGAUUGGUAAAGUGGACCACGAGAUGGUGUCCUCGUCGGAUUCUUGCGACCAGCAGGAGGACUUAGCGAACAUCACGAGGAGGAAGAAUCUGGCUAAACAACAGCAACAAGAUGUUGUUGAUGAUAUUUGCGAAUUUACUGAGAAGGAUAGCGUUGCGGGUGUGAGGGUUGUUUCAAGUUUUCGGAUAGACUCGAAGAGAGUCAAUGCAAGGCGAACGAAAAGACAAGGGAAGUCGCACGUGCGGAAUCCCUCCAAUAAUAUCGAUACGAAGAUUCGAUAUACAGAGGAUGUGGAUGACGAGGACGACGAUGGGAUUGUCGAGGACACGAUGAACGUGAAGACCUUCGAAAAAGAAGAGAUCAUAGUCUCGGUAGAUGGUAAGUUGUUAACGUCUUCCAUGUACGAACCGAGCCUACGAAAAUGUCACGAUGCUGCCACGACGAUCAAAGCCCCUGACAAGAGUGAAAUGGAUAAACAAAUAAUUGGAGAGGAAGAUAGAGGAAGAGCGAAAGAGGAGCAGUAGCAUCGAGGACGAACAGGCCACGGUGUUCCAAGAGGAACGAGAUCAGUUGCGUACAGACGCAAAGAGACAGAUCGAAGAGAUCCAAGCCCGAGACAAGUGGACGUAUAACAAGAGACGCAAGAAGGCGACAGCAUACAGGACGGGAGAUCUAGUGGCAAUCGAGAGGACGCAGGGCGGUCCCCGACUAAAGCUGCAUCCGAAGUUCCUUAACUAAAAGUAAAGGUCCUGCGAAAUGACCGAUACGUAGUGCAGCGAGAGCAGCACGAUCACAGCAGCCGAUCACAUGAAGUGGUGGAAUGUUAACGAUAGUGAUGUAAGUGCGAGCAGCGAUGAUGAGCACAUCUGAGAGCAGAUGUGAUUGUCAGGAAAGGCCGAAUGUAAUAUCGUAAAAUAAUUUGAAUUAGAGGUCGGUUAAAAUGAGAAAAAACCGUGUACGUCGUCUUUCUGUGGUUCGUUUACAUUUAAGAGCGCCUAUGUGACUAA